This is a messenger RNA of Funneliformis caledonium, 713 nucleotides long. The record is from the annotation of a GenBank genome assembly. Lineage: Eukaryota; Fungi; Glomeromycota; Glomeromycetes; Glomerales; Glomeraceae.
AUGGAAGUUAUUAUUAUUACAGAAUUUGCAUGCUUUACGGAUGCUUCAGCAUAUACUGGAGUUUUAGAAUAUGAAGAAUUUAAAGGCAUUAGAAAUACACUUGUAAUAGCAACAAUUAUACUUGGAUGUAUUCAUUUGAAUUUCGAACUUCGCCAGAUAUAUUAUAAUCCUACUAAAUGGUCUAUUGAUCCCUGGAAUUAUUUUGAUUUGGGAGCAGCAUUCGAAUUAUUUGGUGUUUAUUUUGCAAUUGUCGUUAAUGUUGCGAAGAAGACAUCUUCCUUUUUGGUUAUUUUAUUUAUUGUACUUUUGAGUUUUGCUCAUGCCUUUUGGAUUCUUUUAAAACUGAGAAAAGAAUAUGAUUUAGAUACACCACCAACUGACUAUGAAGAUCCCAAUAAUCCUUGGCUAUUAACUGGUACAUCUAUUUCAAUAUUAGACGAUGGAACCAUUGAAAGAAGUUUUGAAAAACCUGAUAAGAAUACAAACAUGUUUUCUUAUUUCAGGAUAUUACAAGUUACCAUACCAAUGAUGUUAGUCUCUUUAAUUAUUUCUGUGUACCUUAUGAAUUUGUUGAUUGGUUUACUCAGUAAUGCUAUUGAUGAAGAUAAUAGAGCUUCGUUUCUUAUGCAAAAGGCGAAGAUUUUGGCAGAAAUCGAAUUAUUUUACUUAUUUCCAAAUCAGAGACGUUGGAAAACCUGGUUUCCUGACGUGAU